Brassica napus (rape) is the source of this 1329-nucleotide messenger RNA. RefSeq lists its product as uncharacterized. The record is from RefSeq and is a predicted model, not a curated record. The transcript has 2 exons. Bases 241 to 1197 code for a protein of 318 amino acids. Lineage: Eukaryota; Viridiplantae; Streptophyta; Magnoliopsida; Brassicales; Brassicaceae.
CGAACAAAUUGCCAAUCUUGUUGUCUUCUCAAUCAAUCACUUUUUAAUUUUUAUUUUUCUCCAACGAUUAUAAUAAUUAAAUAUAAAUUAUAUAUCGAGAAAAAGAAAAGUAAAGUAAGGCGUCUCGCCUCUCAUCUUCAUCGUCUCACCUCGUUGGCUCUCUCUCUAUGGGACGCACCCCGAUUUAGGGUUUCGUUCGAUUUGACCAUCGCCGCGAACCUCUAGACUCUUCCGAGUAUUAUGCCUAAAGAGAGGAAAGACCGAUCUGUAUCUCACGAAAGGUUAAGAGCAUCGCCUUUGUAUUGUGAUUCAAGCAAGCCUAGUGAGAAACAAGCUAAGGAAUGGGAAGAAGCUCGUUGUCCUGUCUGUAUGGACCAUCCUCACAACGGCAUCCUUCUCAUUUGCUCUUCCUUUGAUAAAGGUUGCCGUCCUUACAUGUGUGACACUAGCCACCGUCACUCCAACUGCUUCGAUCAGUACCGUAAAGCGUCUAAACAGACACCAACUGAGACUGAAGGUGGUGUAGCUUCUGAGGUAACAGUAGGAGAAGGUGAGAGGGGAGGAGAAGCAGAGGGAGACCAAGAAAAGGCCAAACCGAAGCUUACUUGUCCGUUAUGCCGUGGACAUAUAAAGGAAUGGAUGACUGUGGAAGAUGCUCGAGGCUUCAUGAACGCGAAACAUAGAAGCUGUUCUUCCGAGAGUUGUGAGUUCAGUGGAACUUACUCUGAUCUGAGAAAGCACGCGAGGCUCCAGCAUCCAGGGGUUAGACCAUCAGAAGCUGAUCCGGAGAGGCAGAGAAGCUGGAGGAGGCUAGAGAGGCAGAGAGAUUUAGGGGACUUGCUUAGCACACUCCAAUCUUCUUUCGGAGGAGAGGAAAGAAGCAGUAGUAGCAACGAUGAUGGGAUUCUAUCGUUUGAUGAUGGUGGUUGGCUUACAGUGUUCUUCCUCAUCCGUGUGUUUAGACCAGAAUCGAGUGGUGGCUCGAGGAGUAGUAGCUGGUCAGGUACGUCGAGAGCUAGGUCGCAUAUAGGUGUGAGAAGAAGAUCUUCAAGGCUUUGGGGUGAGAGCUAUGAAGGUGAAACGGGAGCAUCAUCUAGAGAUGAAGAGAAUAAUCAGUCUUCUGAUGAACAAGAGUCAAGACGUCGUGUCCGAAGAAGAGCUUUCAUCGCUGAUGAUGAUGAUGAAGAAGAACCUUGAUGGCUCUUGUUUAGUAUUUGGAUUUUAUGGAAAAGAAAAAGGUGGAAACUUUGUAGUAAUAAUGAAACCUAUUCUGUAAAAUUUUCGUUGGAGAUUGAAAAAAGUUCUUAUUGAACAAAAUUUUUUAUACCA